This is a messenger RNA of Camelina sativa (false flax), 795 nucleotides long. The record is from RefSeq and is a predicted model, not a curated record. NCBI's taxonomy places the organism in Eukaryota, Viridiplantae, Streptophyta, Magnoliopsida, Brassicales, Brassicaceae.
AUGUUAGUUUCGGAGGCUGUUUUAGAUAAUGAGUUUGUUAUGGCGCGAGUGAGUUUGGAGUUUCCGAACGGGGCGAAUGGGGAACCAUUGGUCACAAUAGGACAGGAAAUGUUGGAUGCUAUGCAUGGUCUUUGGAAACAGUGUAUGAUUGUUAAGGUUUUUGGCAAGCAUAUUAGACUCUCGGUUCUGAGUAGGAGACUUCGGGAAAUGUGGAAGCCGAAAGGGGCCAUGUAUGUUAUGGAUCUGCCACGACAAUUCUUUAUGGUUCGUUUUGAACAAGAGGAUGAGUAUUUGGCAGCUUUAAUUGGUGGUCCAUGGAGAGCGUUUGGUAGUUAUUUGAUGGUACAAGCUUGGUCUCCGGAUUUUGAUCCUUUGAAGGAUGAGAUCGUUACGACACCGGUGUGGUUACGUUUAUCUAAUAUACCGAUCAGUUUCUACCACCAGUCGAUUCUGAUGAGUUUUGCUCGUGGUCUAGGUAAACCAAUUAAGGUGGAUCUAACGAUGUUGAAGUUUGAAAGGGGUCGUUUUGCUCGGAUAUGUGUGGAGGUCGACUUGAGGAAUCCUUUGAAAGGCACGAUUUUGGUGAAUGGAAAGCGUUAUUUUGUGUCCUAUAAGGGUCUGUCGAAUAUAUGCUCUGGUUGUGGUCUGUAUGGUCAUAUGGUUCAUGCUUGUCCAUUGCGGGUUCAGGACCAACCUGUUGCGCUAGCUACUCCGGCUGUUGAGAUGGCGGUGUCGGAGCCAGUGCAAAGAGAUGAUGGGUUUACGGAGGUCAGACGCGGGGGGAGGAAGUCAUGA